Molecule: messenger RNA, 3206 nt
Organism: Trifolium pratense (red clover)
Lineage: Eukaryota; Viridiplantae; Streptophyta; Magnoliopsida; Fabales; Fabaceae
Product: general transcriptional corepressor trfA-like
Exons: 4
Coding region: 284-2551 (755 amino acids)
Source: RefSeq, a predicted model, not a curated record
UUUAUUAUUAUAUGCUACCUUAUUAAGAUUAAUGUCUUAUUUGUUGUUUUUUUUUCUCUAUUUUGAAAAAAAUUACAUUAAAAUUGCUACCUAAGCAUUAGAAUCCCCUUCUAUAGUCUAAAAACCUGAAAUUUCUCAAACGGAAAAAAAAAAAUUAAAAAUUUGUCCUUUUUAGCUGACCAAUGAUUUAGCCCUCAUUCAAUUCAAGAAAAUCCAUCUGGGCCAUUGAAAAAUUGAAUUUUUUGAAGAGUUAUGUGCAAAUUGAAAACUUUGAGAAGAAAAAAUGGCGAAUCUUGUUCCUGGGGUGCUUUUGAAGUUAUUACAACACAUGAACACAGAUGUUAAGGUUGGUGGUGAACACAGAUCAUCACUGUUACAAGUUGUAAGCAUUGUUCCAGCUCUUGCAGGUGGUGAACUUUUCCCAAAUCAAGGUUUUUAUCUUAAAGUUUCAGAUUCAUCUCAUGCUACAUAUGUUUCUUUACCUGAUGAACAUGAUGAUUUGAUUUUAAGUGAUAAAAUUCAAUUGGGUCAAUUUGUUUUUGUUGAUCGGUUUGAAGCUUCUUCACCUGUUCCUUUAAUUCGUGGUGUUAAGAUUGUUCCUGGUAGACAUCCUUGUGUUGGUACACCUGAAGAUAUUGUUGCUACACAUUCACUUUCAUUUCUUGAGAAUAAUAAUAAUAAUAAUGAUGAUGUUAAUAAGAACAACAAAAGUAGAGACAGGAAUAAUGUUGUUUGUUCUGAGAAUCCUAGGAAUGUGUUUGGUGUGAGUACUGUGAAGGAUAAGGAGAAAAAGGAGAGAAUGAGGUUAAGUUUAGGUGGUGGUAGUUGUAAGGAGGAAUCAUCAGAGAAGAAAAAUGGGAUUUUUGGAAGAAUUGGUGGUAGUAAAAAUGAGUCUCAGAGAACAAAACCUGUGUUGAAGAUUGAUGUGAAGAAGGAAUCGUCGUUACCUCAAUCAUUUACAAGAUUGAGGUCGACGAAUUCAAAGUCGAUUCCUUCUUCGCCUAGUAGUGUUUAUUCAUUGCCUAAUUCUUUUGAGAAAUUUGCUAAUGGUGUUAAGCAGCAGAGGGCAAAGGUUAGUGGUAAGGGAGUAGAGAAGGUUGAGGUGGGAAAGGCUGGGAAAAAAAUUGUUAUGGGAAGUCCUAUUAGAAAUUUGGUGCAAGGGUUUGAUUUCGGGGCUAAGGCUCUAAGAAAGAGUUGGGAAGGGAGUAUGGAGGUUAAGACUACUAAAGAGUCUUCCAAAAUCAAGGGUGCUGCUUCCAAGCCGGAAAUUCAUAGCUCAACUCCUAGGAGAAGCAGCAUUUCAAACGAAAAGUUGCUGUCUAGAGAGGUUAAAGCACCAAUAAAGCCCUCUAAGGAAGAACAUAAGGCUCAAAUGUCUAUAAAGAAAGUUACUGCUAAUGGAACUACAGAGGAACAAGAGAAGUCAAAUAGAAGGGCUUCCAUUGGAAAGAAAUCGGCAGAAGUUUCUAACAACGGGCUACCUGGAAACAUGGUCAAAAUUUCUCUAAGUAGUAGAAAAGUGACCGAUGCAAGUGUUCAAUGGGCUUCACUCCCAUCAUCUAUUUCAAAGCUUGGAAAGGAAGUAAUGAAGCAAAGAGAUUCUGCACAACUAGCUGCAAUUGAGGCUAUGCAAGAAGCCGCUGCAGCCGAGAGUUUGUUACAAUGUCUGAGUAUGUAUUCGGAGCUGACUAAUUCUGCGAAGGAACAUAACCCACAGCCAGCAGUAGAGCAGUUUUUAACUCUUCAUGCUAGUCUGAAUAGUACCCGAACAAUUGCCGAAUCCUUAUUUAAACCCAUUUCAGAUGUUUCGUCUCCGGAUCAUGAAAAGAGCAAAGUGGAAGAAGCACUAAAACUAAAAUCAGAUAGACAAAAACAUGCGGCUUCUUGGGUCCAUGCAGCCCUAGCCACCAACCUGUCAUCUUUCGCUGUUUUUACAAAAGAAUCUCAACCAUCUAAGCUUCCAGCUUCAAGUAAUAAUUCUCAAAAUCAAAAGACUGCCAUUGGAAAUCAACCAGCGUUAGUCCUACACAAUUCAAGCGAAGAUUCAUCGUCAAAAGCUCGUGCAAAACCUCGUCCCAUAGUUAAUUCCAAGCUUGUCUCUCAGGGCAUCAUUCCUCGCAAAUCGACUGACAGUUCAUCAAAUGUGCAAAAGCAACCGGUCCAACCACCCCCAGAAUGGAUCAAAGGAAAUGGUCUUGACGAGGUGGUUGAUUUGGCUGAAAUGUUGCAAUUACAGUCCCGAGACUGGUUUUUGGGAUUUGUUGAAAGAUUCUUGGACAAUGAUGGUGACACUACCUUGUCAGAUAACGGCCAAAUAGCAGGUAUGCUCACUCAGCUAAAGAGUGUAAACGAUUGGUUAGAUGAGAUAGGGUUGACCAAGGACGAGGAAGAAUCGUUCCAGAUAUCGGCAGAGACGAUUGACCGGUUAAGGAAGAAGAUAUAUGAAUAUCUUCUUACACAUGUUGAAUCUGCUGCUGCUGCACUUAGCGGCGGAUCACAAUCACAAGCAUUGCCUCAGAUCCAAACAACACAGAUUAAAGCCAAAAGGUGAAUGAGUGAGUACAUAACUUAGCUUAACAAUGCAUAAUUGUAGGGAUGAGUGGGAUUAACAUUAACCUUGGUCAGUAAAAGUUGUCCAAGAAGAUAAAUUCAUUUUUCUUCUUUCUGUCUCUAUCUUCUGUUUGUACAUAAAUCCUACAUGGGGUUUGAGGUAUAGAUAGAUGGAGUGCUAAUUAUUUGUUAGGGGAGAUAACAAAUAUGAUCUGUGAGGACAUUGUUAUUUCUUUCAUUUUUCUAGAUAUUUUUCAGAUGAAACUAUACAAAUUGAAACAGGGAAAGAUAUCAGCACUAGACAUGAUCUUUUCUACUUCUUGAAUGUGGUUUUUGUAUAAUUGUGUUGUUUGUGCAGUGUGUUCUGUGGUGUUGUUGUUGUAAACUCCGAAGUUUUAUUGUACUUCCAAUUUACCAUGAUUUCUGAAGCCUGAACUUCACGUGAACUAUUAUGUUCGGACAAAAUUUUGCCCAUAAUAACUGACUUGCGAACAAAGUUAAGGAUCUUCAAUGUGAGACUGAGAUGCUCACAGGCCAGUGGCUACACGUCGACAAGACAUCAAAGACGAUUCUUUGCAAGAAAUAGUGGAAAAAAAUUGUAUAAAAUAUAUUAAAAUAAAAUAAAAACUAAAUUGAUAUUUCACAAAUUUGGGAAA